Heteronotia binoei (common prickly gecko) is the source of this 1746-nucleotide messenger RNA. It is a transcript of the gene SLC40A1, whose product is annotated as solute carrier family 40 member 1. The record is from RefSeq and is a predicted model, not a curated record. Gene Ontology annotation, cellular component: basolateral plasma membrane. Gene Ontology annotation, biological process: iron ion transmembrane transport. The transcript is spliced from 8 exons. Gene Ontology annotation, molecular function: peptide hormone binding; iron ion transmembrane transporter activity. Lineage: Eukaryota; Metazoa; Chordata; Lepidosauria; Squamata; Gekkonidae. Bases 1 to 1746 code for a protein of 581 amino acids.
AUGGCCCGAUCCGGCGCCGACGCGCAGCCUGACAGCCGAGGAUGCUGCGGAUCCUGUGGCAGUUAUUUAAGAUCUGCUAAAUUCCUUCUCUACGUUGGCCACGCCCUGUCCACUUGGGGGGAUCGCAUGUGGCACUUUGCAGUGUCUGUCUUCUUGGUUGAACUGUACGGAAACAGCUUGCUUUUGACAGCUGUCUAUGGACUGGUGGUGGCCGGGUCCGUCCUCCUUCUGGGAGCCAUCAUUGGCGACUGGGUAGACAAGAACCCGAGGCUUAAAGUGGCCCAGACGUCCUUAAUUGUGCAAAAUGCAUGCGUCAUUUUAUGCGGCGUCCUUCUGAUGAUGGUCUUCCUGUUCAAGACCGAGCUGGUGGCCUUGUAUCAAGGCUGGCUCCUUACCCUCUGCUACAUUCUGGUCAUCACCAUCGCCAACAUUGCCAACUUGGCCAGCACCGCCACCGGCAUUACCAUCCAGAGGGACUGGGUGGUGGUCGUGGCAGGCGACAACCGGAACAGACUGGCAGAUAUGAAUGCCACGAUCAGAAGAAUCGAUCAGCUGACCAACAUUUUGGCCCCGAUGGCUGUCGGGCAGAUCAUGACCUUUGGAUCGCCAGUGAUUGGCUGCGGGUUCAUUUCGGGCUGGAAUCUGAUUUCCAUGUGCGUGGAAUAUCUGCUGCUCUGGAAAGUCUACCAGAAGACACCUGCCUUAGCUCACAAAGCCAGUUGCAAGAUGGAGGACUCAGAACUGAAGCAACUGAACAAUCCAAAAGAGGGUGAAUUGAAGCCCAACGAAGGAGUCAAGUUAAUCGCAGGGAAAGAACUGAACGCCCUUGAGCAAGAGGAGGUCUCCUGCUGGUCCCGGAUGGCGGAGCCGCUCAGCACCUUCCGGGACGGAUGGGUCGCUUACUACAACCAGCCGGUGUUUCUGGCGGGCUUGGGCCUGGCAUUCCUGUACAUGACCGUUCUGGGCUUUGACUGUAUCACCACGGGCUACGCCUAUACUCAGGGCCUGAGCGGUUCCACUCUCAGCCUCCUCAUGGGGGCGUCAGCCAUCACUGGAAUCAUGGGAACCGUGGCCUUCACCUGGCUGCGCCGCAGGUGCGGGUUGGUGCGCACGGGCAUCAUCUCUGGCGUAGCCCAGAUGGCCUCUCUGGUCUUCUGCGUGAUUUCCGUCUUCAUGCCGGGGAGCCCUUUGGACCUGUCGGUUUCCCCUUUUGCGGACAUCAGCGCCAGGCUGUUCGAAAGCAGCCCGCUUCCGACGAUGGCUCCUGAAGGUGUGAUACCCGAAAUGCCUUUGACAACCGUUGUGCCUGUUUUGGCAAAUGCAUCUUUGUUUGUUAAUGGGUCUAAUCCAGAGAUGACUCCUGACUCAGUGCCUCUCGCCUCUGUUAGCCUCCUGUUCGCAGGAGUCAUCGCUGCUAGAAUUGGCCUUUGGUCCUUCGACCUGACCGUCACGCAGUUGCUCCAGGAAAACGUGAUAGAAUCCGAAAGAGGCAUCAUCAAUGGUGUCCAGAACUCCAUGAACUACCUCCUCGACUUGCUGCACUUCAUCAUGGUCAUUCUGGCCCCCAACCCUGAAGCUUUCGGAUUGCUGGUUCUUAUUUCUGUUUCCUUUGUCGCCAUGGGCCACAUCAUGUACUUCCGCUUUGCGCAGAAGACUCUGGGGAGCAGUGUCUUCCGGUGCUGCGCCCGUGAACCCAAAGUGGGUGCUGAUGACCCUUCGCCGUCUGACGUGCCUUUGAGUGCCUAG